Molecule: messenger RNA, 1934 nt
Organism: Gossypium arboreum
Lineage: Eukaryota; Viridiplantae; Streptophyta; Magnoliopsida; Malvales; Malvaceae
Product: nuclear transport factor 2-like
Exons: 10
Coding region: 226-1635 (469 amino acids)
Cellular component (GO): cytosol; ribonucleoprotein complex
Molecular function (GO): mRNA binding
Source: RefSeq, a predicted model, not a curated record
UUUCCAACUAUAAAAGCCAAAAACCCUGUUUCAGCUGAGCCGAGUCAUCUCACAUUCCUCCCUCAGUCUCGCGCCUCUUCAAGAUCCACAAAAACCCUAGAAAGCGCCAAACAUCCCAUUGGAAAAGGGAGGUCAGUGAAAGGCCAUCAACUACCAAAAAACAAAGUUCAUAUAAAUAUAAAUAUUUUGCGAUUCAAAUCUAAAAGCUCAGGCACCAAAUUGGCAAUGGCAUCUACUGAACAACAAGUCCCAUCUGGAAUUGCAGCUCCUACGGCUGAUGUUGUGGGUAAUGCCUUUGUUCAUCAAUACUACCUUAUAUUACACCAAUCCCCUGCACUGGUUCACCGAUUUUACCAUGAUAACAGCAAACUCGGUCGCCCUGAAGAAGAUGGCGGCAUGAGUAUCACAACAACCAUGCAAGCCAUCAAUGAGAAGAUACUCUCACUUGGUUAUGGAGAAUUUCUGGCUGAGAUAACAACUGUAGAUGCACAAGACUCACACAAUGGUGGAGUAAUUGUUCUUGUGACUGGGCAUUUAACUGGAAAGGACAAAGUAAAGCGGAAAUUCACUCAGAGUUUCUUUUUGGCACCUCAAGACAAGGGCUAUUUUGUUUUAAAUGAUGUAUUUAGAUACAUUGAUGAAGCCAAACAUCAAAGUGGAAGCCAGGAACUAGUUAGUAAUAUUGAAGCUUCUCUUAUUACCGAGAAUGAUCCUUCUGCUCCUGAGAAUCACAUUGUUGAGCAACUGGCUGCAACGCCUGAAGAAGCUAAUGGGCCAGAAGUGUAUAACCCUUCUGAAAAUGGAGAUGCUUCUAUUGAAGAAGAGGAAGUACCAGUGGCUGAGGUUGUAGAUGAAAUUCCUGAUGAUUCGCAAAUGUUUGAUGAUUCCAACUCCAAAAUUGAGGAAGUGCCAAAGAAAUCAUAUGCGUCUAUUGUGAAGUUUAUGAAGGAGAACGCAGUUCCUUUAUCCACCCCUACGCAUUCCCUUGUGAAGUCUGCAGUUAAGAGCCAUGACCAACCAGGAACUGUGGCACCACCUAUUUCUCCGGCCCCAGUGUCUGAUGCACAGAUAUCCAACAACAGUAUUACAGAAAAUGGGACCAAUCAAGAUGUGGAAGCUGAGGGCCCCUCCAUUUAUGUCAAAGGUCUGCCCCUGCAUGCCACACCUAGCAUGCUGGAGAACGAGUUUAAGAAGUUUGGACCUAUUAAGAACGGUGGUAUUCAAGUUCGAAGUCAGAAGGGAUUCUGUUUUGGUUUUGUGGAGUUUGAACUUGCAAGUUCUGCUCAAAGUGCCAUAGAGGCUUCACCUAUAAAUAUUGGUGGGCGUAAUGCAAUUGUUGAAGAAAAGCGGUCUACCUCUCGAGGGAACAAAGGACGGUCUUCUGGUUCAGGGGCUGGAUACAGAAAUGAUGGAGCAAGAGGGAGGGUAAACUAUGGUGGUGGUGGCAGGGGCUACAGCCGGGGUGAGUUUGGAAACAGGAGCAACAACCGAGGAGGGUAUUCCAACCGCAGAGGUGAUGGAUAUCAAAGGGGUGACAUGGGGAGUAAUGGCGGCAGCCGCAUGAACCGCUCUGGUGGACUAGCUGUUAAUGCAGCAGCCAAGAACAUGGCACCAAGGGUAUCUGCCCCUGCUUGAAGACAUUAAUUUGGAAAUUGGUUGGGAGUGAUCAAAGAUAGUUUUUUGGUAUGUAGUGUAGUGAUUUAUUGACAUUGUUGCAAUAUCAUUUAGAAGAAAGCAUUGAAAGCUUAGCAGAGGAAAUUUGGCUGUGAGAUUCAUUUAGGGUUUUCGCUUCCUCAUUAAGCCCAUUUUGUCUUUUGACAAUGUAAUACUGAAAGGUUUUGGGUGGUCGUGGAUUGUAGAUUCAAUUCUUGUUUGUUCACCAUACAAUUUAGUGUUUUAGGCUUCUGGAUAGGGAGCAUUCUAUUUUGGGAAAA